Molecule: messenger RNA, 1190 nt
Organism: Leptopilina boulardi
Lineage: Eukaryota; Metazoa; Arthropoda; Insecta; Hymenoptera; Figitidae
Gene: mRpS22
Product: 28S ribosomal protein S22, mitochondrial
Exons: 3
Coding region: 39-1100 (353 amino acids)
Cellular component (GO): mitochondrial small ribosomal subunit
Molecular function (GO): structural constituent of ribosome
Source: RefSeq, a predicted model, not a curated record
ACUUAAAAGUUAGGUUAGGUUGGUUUGCGAAAAUCAACAUGGCAGGUUCGAAAAUGCCAAUAAUAAUAAAUUGUGGAAAAACAAUGUUUUCACAUAGAUUUGGUGCAAUAUUACAAAGUGUACAAUUAAGAGGAUCAAUUAAAUUUCGUGCUUUAAGUACAGAAAAUACUAAAGCAGAACGAGAUCCGGCACCAUUUUUUUUCAACAAAGAAGUACAAAAGCUGCUGAAAUCAAUGACAGGUCGAAAUUAUCAGAAAAUAUUUCGUCGUCGAAAAGAUAGUAGUAAAUCAGUUUCACCAGAAUAUAAAUUUAUGACUGACGAUCAAUUAAAAGAAGCAAUGCAAAGUGCUGAGAGAAAAGCAGAAAAACUUUUACAAAUGCCACCAGUUGUAAAAGAAAGAAAACCAAUUGAGAAAAUUCUUUCCAAAGAUGUGGCAUUACAAGGAUAUACAGAUUCAAAACUUGUCAUUACAGAUAUUACAUUCGGUAUUGAAAAUCAUGAUAGAUUAAUUGCCGUCAGAGAACCAAAUGGUACAUUAAGAUACGCCGAUUGGGACGAGAGACACAGAAUGAAUCAAAUUUAUUUUCCAAUGGACGGAAGAGAUAUUACAAUGCCAAAAAUGUUUGAUAAAGAAAAUCUUGAGGAUUUAUUUAAUCGAAAAGAAUAUGUAUUUAUUUUGGAUCGUGCCUGCAUUCAAAUGGAACCAGAUGAUCCAAAAUAUCAACAAGUCAAUCAAUUAACAUACGAGUCUAUUGAUAAAAAUGAAGAUUGGGAUCUAUUAAAAUCGACAAGACACUUUGGUCCAAUGGUUUUUCAUUUAACGUGGAAUAAAAAUAUUGCAAAUCUAUUUCUUCAUAAUAUACAACAGGAAAAUAUCAAGGACAAUGUUUCAUUGAUAAAUCUUUAUCAAAAAUUACAUCCUGACAUUAAUUACAAUAAUCUCAAAUAUGAGGAUAAUGAUUUGAAAUAUGUUGAAGAUUUUGCAAAACAACAAUUUUCUGAACAUAAAAUUAUACCUGCAUUACAAGCCCAUAAGGAAUUAGUAAAAGAACGUGAACAAUUAGAAAAGAAUAUUAAAAAAGCACAUGGACUUGAAUAAAAGUAAAACUUUCGGAAUGCAGAGAAAAAUGUGUAAUUAUUAUUAUGUAUUAUUAUUGUUAUGACGAAUAAAUGGAUUUUCUAAGAGGAA